AUGGAGUAUUUCGAGGAAGAUUUUGCCAAGCUGACAUCGGAGCAACUUACAGCACCCAUCAGGACCAUUGAGGACAAAUGGAAACUUCUUCCAGCAUUCUUGAAGGUGAAGGGUUUGGUGAAGCAGCACAUAGACUCCUUCAACUACUUCAUCAAUGUGGAGAUCAAGAAGAUCAUGAUGGCCAAUGAGAAGAUCACGAGCGACGCUGACCCCAUGUGGUAUCUGAAGUACCUGAACAUAUACGUGGGAACGCCUGACGUGGAGGAGAGCUUCAACGUCACGAGGCCCGUGGCUCCUCACGAGUGUCGCUUAAGGGACAUGACGUACUCUGCCCCCAUCACGGUGGACAUCGAGUAUACGCGCGGGAACCAGAGAAUCAUCCGCAACGCCCUGCCCAUUGGACGGAUGCCUAUUAUGUUGAGAAGCUCGAACUGCGUGCUGACGGGGAAGACUCCUGCCGAGAUGGCCAAGCUCAAUGAGUGCCCACUGGACCCGGGAGGGUACUUUGUGGUGCGCGGCGUCGAGAAGGUGUGCCUCAUCCAGGAGCAGCUCUCAAAGAACCGCAUCAUCGUGGACAUCGACCGCAAGGGCAACGUGGGGGCAUCGGUCACCAGCUCGACGCACGAGAAGAAAUCUCGCACGAACCUCGUGAUGAAGCAGGGCCGCUUCUACAUGAAGCACAACACCCUGGCCGAGGACAUCCCCGUCGCCAUCAUCCUGAAGGCCAUGGGUGUGGAGUGUGACCAGGACAUUGUGCAGAUGAUCGGCACGGAGGAGCGCGUCAUGGCUGCGUUUUCCCCCAGCCUGGAGGAGUGCCAGAAGGCACAGGUCUUUACUCAGCUGCAGGCGCUGCGCUACGUUGGUAACAAGGUGCGGAGGCAGCGCAUGUGGGGCGGCCCCAAGAAAUCUAAGAUGGACGAGGCACGGGAGCUCCUGGCGACCACCGUGCUGGCGCACGUGCCGGUGAAGGAGUUCAACUUCCGGCCCAAGUGCGUGUACGUGGCCGUGAUGGUGCGGCGCAUCAUCCUGGCGCAGGGAGACAACCGCGUCGACGACCGCGAUUACUACGGCAACAAAAGGCUCGAGCUUGCCGGGCAGCUCCUUUCGCUCCUCUUCGAGGACCUCUUCAAGAAGUUCAACUCGGAGUUGAAGAAGAUCGCCGACCAGACGAUCCCCAAGCCGCGCGCCGCGCAGUUCGACAUCGCCAAGCACAUCCGCCAAGACCAGAUCACCAACGGACUGGCCAACGCCAUCUCCACGGGCAACUGGUCCCUGAAGCGCUUCAAGAUGGAGCGGCAGGGAGUGACUCAGGUGCUGUCGCGCCUCUCCUACAUCUCGGCGCUGGGCAUGAUGACGCGCAUCUCCUCGCAGUUCGAGAAGACGCGCAAAGUGAGCGGCCCGCGCUCUCUGCAGCCGUCGCAGUGGGGGAUGCUGUGCCCCUCCGACACCCCCGAGGGGGAGGCUUGCGGGCUUGUUAAGAACCUGGCAUUAAUGACCCACAUAACGACGGACAUGGAGGAUGGGCCCAUCCUCAAGCUGGCCUUCAACUUGGGCAUUGAGGACCUGUCCUUGCUGUCGGGCGAGGAACUCAGCUACCCCAACACCUACCUCGUGUUCCUCAACGGCAACAUCCUGGGAGUGACACAAGACCCGCCCAAGCUGGUGCAGACGUUCCGGAUCAUGCGCCGCGCCGGUUACAUCAACGAGUUCGUCUCCAUCUCCACCAACCUCAACGACCGCUGUGUCUACAUCUCGUCCGACGGCGGGCGCCUCUGCAGGCCGUACAUCAUCGUGAACAACAGGCAGCCCAUGGUGACGAGCAAACACAUCGAGGAGCUGUGCCAAGGCUGCCGGACAUUUGAGGACUUCCUCCACGAGGGACUGGUCGAGUAUCUGGACGUGAACGAGGAGAAUGACUGCAACAUCGCGCUCUAUGAGCACAUCAUCAAUCCGAAUACGACGCACCUGGAGAUCGAGCCGUUCACGCUGCUGGGCGUGUGCGCGGGACUCGUGCCCUACCCCCACCACAACCAAUCCCCCCGCAACACCUACCAGUGCGCCAUGGGCAAGCAGGCCAUGGGCACCAUCGGCUACAACCAGCGCAACCGCAUCGACACUCUCAUGUACCUGCUGGCCUACCCGCAGCGGCCCAUGGUGCAGACGCGCACCAUCGAGCUCAUCCAGUUCGACAAGCUGCCGGCGGGCCAGAACGCCACGUUGGCCGUCAUGAGCUACAGCGGCUACGACAUCGAGGAUGCCCUCGUCCUCAACAAAGCCUCGCUCGACCGCGGCUUUGGCCGCUGCUUGGUGUACAAGAACGCCAAGUGCACGCUCAAGCGCUACACCAACCAGACCUUCGACCGCGUGAUGGGGCCCAUGCUCGACGCGGCAACACGCAAGCCCAUCUGGCGGCACAAGGUGCUCGACUCUGAUGGGAUCUGCAGCCCAGGCGAGAGGGUGGAGAACAAGCAGGUGCUCGUGAACAAGUCGAUGCCGUCGAUGACGCAGACGCCAAUCCAGGGCGCGAGCGCGCCCACACAAGUGCAGUACAAGGACGUGCCCAUCACGUACAAGGGGUCGACCGACUCGUACGUCGAGAAGGUGAUGAUCUCCUCCAACAACGAGGACGCCUUCCUCAUCAAGAUGCUUUUGCGGCAGACGAGGCGCCCGGAGAUCGGAGACAAGUUCAGCAGCCGCCACGGGCAGAAGGGCGUGUGUGGACUCAUCGCCUCCCAAGAGGACGUCCCGUUCUGUGACUCGGGCAUCUGCCCCGACAUCAUCAUGAACCCCCACGGCUUCCCCUCUCGCAUGACGGUCGGGAAGCUGAUGGAGCUGCUGGCCGGCAAGGCGGGCGUUCUCGACGGACGCUUCCACUAUGGCACAGCGUUCGGGGGCAGCCGCGUGCGCGACGUUUGCGAGGACCUGAUCCGACACGGCUACAACUACCAGGGCAAGGACUUCGUCACGUCCGGCAUCACGGGGGAGCCGCUGGAAGCGUACAUCUACAUCGGGCCCGUCUACUACCAAAAGCUGAAGCACAUGGUCCUGGAUAAGAUGCAUGCACGAGCACGAGGACCAAGGGCCGUGCUUACCAGGCAGCCCACGGAGGGGCGGUCUCGCGACGGGGGCCUGCGACUGGGCGAGAUGGAGCGCGACUGCCUGAUUGGCUACGGCGCCAGCAUGCUGCUGCUGGAGCGGCUCAUGAUCUCCAGCGACUCCUUCCAAGUCGACGUGUGCGGCACCUGCGGGCUCAUGGCGUACUCGGGCUGGUGCCACUACUGCCGUUCGUCGAGGCAGGUGUCGUCCCUGCGCAUCCCGUACGCGUGCAAGCUGCUCUUCCAGGAGCUGCAGUCCAUGAACAUCAUCCCUCGCCUCAAGCUGGCCAAGUAUAACGAAUGAGACCGAGACCUAAGGGGUCUGUGCUUGGGGCCAAACUCAUCACUGCAAAAGCGCCCGUUACACCUUUCCCACGGUCCUUUGCAGAAUCAUGCUGUUUUGUACCGGGGUCCCCCAGGCCCCCACUCACCUACACAGAAUCAGAAUCUUUAUUUAUACUGGAGGAAUCCGUUGAGCUAUGAAGCUCUUUUUCCCAGAUGUCCAGUAUUUUUUUCACAGGUGUUCACUGGGUCCUCACUCCCUACACAGAUGUAACAUCAGAGUUUAAUUUGCUUGUAAUUUGCAUAUAUUGUAAAUAGUGUAUUGUUACACGCCGAGGAAGAGAAUCGAGUUUAAUGAAUGUUAAACUUCUUUCGCACCAUACUUAGCCAACCGUGCUAAUCGGGAGGUGCGGGGGAAGGACAACAAAUUAAACGCAACAACAGGCGGUUCUAAAGAAAAUUAGCGGUUCUAAAGAAAGAGUCGUUACGUGCCUACAGCGGAGAUCAGUCGGGAGCAGACGAUCAGGGAGGGCACAAUUUCCCCUCCCUCUCCGUAGCGCAGACCCCCGGGGCCCUUCACUACGUGGGCCCCGGUGCAGUUGCACUGCCCGUGCACUUCAUGUAGCUCCGCCCACUGCCUUGCAGGUAGCCAGCUGCUCUGCAUACCUCUCGUUCACUCUUGUUGUAGCCAAGGUCCAUUCCACCACGAGGUGGCCACGGCAGGACAGCCCAAGUCGAUGUAAUUGCCCGUCGCUGUGGGUUGGAACCCUGCUCGAAAUCGGACGGCUGCGAGUCCCACAUUCCUAAACAGGGGUCACCUCGGCCAGACACUUGGGGGGGGUGGUCUAUUAAAAUAAGUACCGCUUUACACGAGGCCCUUUGGAGAGACUGUGACCCUGUCAUUGAUGUGGAAUUUCUACCACUGGCUCAGGGCUGUAAAUAGCGAGAUGGGCAUUAUCCAACGCAUAUUUGAGCAAGCAGACACUUUUUGAACUCGAUGGGCUGUCAUCUCGUGAGUGCGGAGUGACCUGGAUUCGCUGAAUCAACGUCGAAAAAGAAUGAAUAGGCAAAAUUAUUCGAAAUCAAGUUUGCUGCCUGUUCAUGUGUACAUACGAAUAAAACACAGCGCUCGCCUUUAUAUGUGACUCUU
Petromyzon marinus (sea lamprey) is the source of this 4527-nucleotide messenger RNA. Lineage: Eukaryota; Metazoa; Chordata; Hyperoartia; Petromyzontiformes; Petromyzontidae. The record is from RefSeq and is a predicted model, not a curated record.